AUGGGCAGAUGGAGCUCUAACAGCACCAGCCGCCUUCCAUUUCUGGACAUGGACGUAUCAAUUGAUUCCACGAACGUCGGUCAACCCUCGGCAGACGCAGCCCUUUCAACAUCGUCCUCAAAGUUCGACCCCAAAAUCACCAUGAAAAAUGCUAUCGAUGUUGAGGGUGCGCCGCGCGAGCCUCCGCGUCGAAAAGCUGCACACUAUCUUCAACUCGUGUGUCUCGUAACGCUUGUUCUCUGUUCAGCGUCACUAAUCCAACCUUCCCGCAUACUGCACCUCAUUACUCAGCGACCACCUCACGAGCAUUCAUGCCAAAACACAGCUUCAACUCAGCCUAUCUAUGGUCAAUUUCCCAAGUCCAGCGACCCAUUCCAUUUUUUGCCAUGUACGAAUGAGACUGUGCCGCCUUCAAUUAAUGAUACGAACGCAUACCGAACCUGGGCAGCAUUGUACAAUCCCGACCCGAGGAGCUGGAUUUGGGAGCAUAUUUCAAACACAUCUACGACUCAAGGAUCAACCGUUGAUCCAUAUGCUGGAAGAGGCAUCUAUCUAUGCGGGUAUCUUGACGUGCCUCUAGACUACACCAACAAGUCAGACACACGCAUUUCCCGGCUGGCCAUUACCAAAUUCCAAGUUUCUGGCCUUGCACGCCUCGACGGGCACUCACCACCAUCCGCUGGCCGUAAAAGUGAGCGAACUCUCAUCAUUGAACCCGGUGGCCCUGGCGGCAGCGGGACAUUAUCAGCAUUUAGAUCUGCGGAAGACAAAACGAAGCACUUCAGCAACCGACAGUACGACGUAUUGGGCUGGGAUCCCCGUGGAGUCAAUAUAUCGCAACCCUCGAUAUCAUGUUUUCCCUACAACGCUGAUAGAGACAGAUGGGCUCUUCUUGAAACCCCGGCACGGGUAACAACUAAGGACACUAGAGCGUACCUUGAGGCGGCUGAUGCCUUUCAUGAUGCCACGCUUCGGGCCUGCUGGGAACGCCAUGGCGACAUCCCUCGGUUCUUGACCACGACGUUUGUGGUGCGUGACUUGGAAGAGAUUCGUAUUGCACUUGACGAGCCAGAAAUCACAGGCUACUUUGUCAGCUAUGGCACUACUAUCGGCGAGAUCUACAGCAACAUGUUUCCCUCAUCCGUUGGCCGCUUAGCCUUGGAUGGAGUGACUUCUGCACGAGACGACCGAAAACUCGGUGGCUUCUCCCUGGUAUCUCUCGAUAACAUUACCGACGCAUGGAACGAGGGAUUCCUCGGCGAAUGUGUUCACAUGGGACCCAAGCACUGUGCCCUUGCCCGUCCAGUGAGCGGACAAGAGGUCACGCUUCAGAACCUGCAAGCACGCAUGGAGGCACUCAUGGCGAGUAUAGCCAAGCGGCCGAUACCAGGCUACACGCCCUCAAACGGUCCUACGCUCAUUACAUAUGCACGCCUAAACUCGGCUAUAUUCUCUGUUUUGUACGAUCAAAAAAGGUGGCCUCACAUGGCAAAACUGCUCUUCGAGUUAGAACAGGGCAACUCGACUCUCGCCGCAGAACACCUCGACGAGGGAAUGUGGAGCGGAAAUCCAGACUCUUCAGUUUCUCACAGACUAGUAUCUGGCGAGCUGGGCCUCAUGGUUAUCUGUUCAGACUCGUACGAUGCGCCGCAGCCCUCCAACGGCCUAGAGUGGUGGGACGACCUUUGGAAGAGGCUAGUCAAGAUGUCCUGGAUUGGCGGCGACGACAAUUUCAUGUUCGUCUUUCCAUGCCGCCAGUUUACAAAGUACUGGCCACAGCCGGCGGAAGUCUACCGAGGGGACUUCAACAAUACGCUCAAGAACCCCAUCUUGCUCAUAUCCGAGACUCACGACCCUGCUACGCCGAUUAGCAAUGGGCGACGAAUGCAUAAGGAGAUGGGGCGUAACUCGAGACUAGUGGUACAUCACGGCUAUGGACACUCGUCUCAGUUUAUUUCGAAUUGUACGAAUUCUAUUGUGAGAAAUUUGAUUCUGAAUGGUGUUGUGCCGGAUGAGGCGGAGACGGAUUGUUAUGCGGAGGUGAAACCGUAUAAGGAUGAGUUGUAG
Pochonia chlamydosporia 170 is the source of this 2067-nucleotide messenger RNA. Its product is annotated as tap domain-containing protein. The record is from RefSeq and is a predicted model, not a curated record. Bases 1 to 2067 code for a protein of 688 amino acids. The transcript has a single exon. NCBI's taxonomy places the organism in Eukaryota, Fungi, Ascomycota, Sordariomycetes, Hypocreales, Clavicipitaceae.